CAUUUACGUUAUGACGCAAUUUUUGCCAUGUUGGAAGGUAGUUUCAGGAGGAAGCGCUGUGACGGUAGACGGUAGCAGCGAAGGAACGCUGAGUAGAGAAACCAAAAGACACCAGGACGCACUCACUCGAAUGGUGUUUUGUCUCCUGUCGUCAAACGAUGUCAGUCACUGAGGACCUUCCAGACAUGGAUGGGACAGACCUGUUAGGGCUGCUGUUCCACAGUGGAGAGGUUGGGUCUACUGAGCCUCUCUUUCCUGAUGGGACCGGGCUCAUCGAAUCCUGGCUGUCUGAACAGGAUAUACUGACCGGUAUGGAUACUGAAGACUUUCUGUCCAGCUUGUUAGAGGAAGAGGACAACAUGGGGUCUAUCUAUCCCUCUCAUUCACCCUUGGGCAGCGACAGUGGUAUUUCUGAUGACAGCAGCUCUGGGGUUGGAAACAACAACCUUCUGGGAUGCCCGAGUCCCCAGAGCAGUGAUAGUGAUGUUGUGCCCAGUCCCAGCUACUCCCAGCCCAGCCCGGUGCACUCAGACCCUGCCCUGGCCCCUGGAGAACUGCAGACUGAGAGCGUGGAGGCCUUAACAGUCCAGGCGGAUCACAGCUACUCUCUGCUGCAGAGCGGAGGCAGGGACAUGGAUGUCCUGCAGAGUGUGAGGGCAGAGAAUCCAGAUACAGAUGUCUUCAUUGAUCUGGAUGACUUGGUGAGUGAGGCAAUGGAGGAGGACAUCACCAGCGAGCUGCCCUGCACUUUGGCCAUAGAGGACUCAACACAGGAUUCAACUGAACACAACAAAACAGACCAGUUCCAGUUUAAAGAGAUUGUGCUCACUGAGGAGGAGAAGCGGCUUUUGUCGAAAGAGGGAGCAACUAUUCCCACACACAUGCCUCUCACAAAGGCAGAGGAGAGGACCCUGAAGAGGGUCAGGAGGAAGAUCCGCAACAAGCAGUCUGCUCAGGAGAGCCGCAAGAAGAAGAAGGUGUAUGUUGAUGGACUGGAAAACAGGGUUGCCAUUUGCACUGCACACAACCUGGAACUUCAGAAGAAAGUCCAAAUGCUUCAGAAACAGAACAUUUCCUUGAUAGAGCAACUGAGGAAACUACAGUCUAUGGUGAAGAUGUCGACUAUGAAGGCCAGCACAACCAGCACUUGUGUUAUGGUGUUCCUGCUCUCGUUCUGUCUCAUCAUCUUCCCGUCAGUCAAUCCAUUUGGUGGAAACAAAGAACAGAAGGAACUCUACACACCCUCCUCCAUCAUCUCCCGGACCUUGCGCUCACUGCCACCAGAAAGCACAGAUGCUGUAUCCUACCUUGAGCCUGAAGAGGAGGAGCUUCGCUUGGUGCCCCAAGCAGAGGUGGAGAACGUUAAAGCCAUCUUUGCCGGUGGUCAGAAGAAUCACACGCCUGACUACCAGAGGGUGGAGCAGCCUGACUCGGAAACCGGAGUCAACAGCAACUCCUCGGCAGACUUCUCCAGUCCCACUCAGGCUGCAGAGAUGACGCCGGGGCCGGCUGGCGGAGGAGGGGCCUUACAGGAAGGAUCCAUUGAUGCUGCAGUGGCAUCUGCUGUGGCAUAUGAGGUCACAGGAUCCAAGGAUAACUGGAUAGACCGGAACCCCCCAUCUGUCAUAUUACAGCAGCACCGCUCAGAUGAGAUGUAGUAGGGAGAUGUUGAUCAAUAUAACCAGCAGAGGGAGCCAUAUUCCUGAUGUUUUAGGUGGAGGAAAGCUUAAACUUACAAAAAGGGGAAGGGAAAAUACCAGUAAAGAUAAAUGCCUGUCCCUACUUUUCCCCUACAACAGCCCUCUCAUGUACUACAGUUAACUUUAUUUGCACUUUGUUCUGAUUUCCUUGUUCCAGUGGGCAAAAAGAACUGGAGAGAGAUUUCUAUAUUUCAGCAGUGUAAACUACCUAAAGAAUAGGACAUUGCAGUGAUAAAAUACAUGCUUGCGUUGCUGGAGGCCGCAUGCUACUUUGGUGGUACAGAAGGCUCUCACCUUAUUGUACAAAGUGGUGCUAAUGACCAAAAUGUGUAAAUUUGUUGGCACUGCCACAGGAAAAUGUAUAAUGCACCGGCAGUAGAUUACUUUUAAGAGAGGUGUUACUUGAUGCCGUUAUUAUUUAUCGCCAAAUUCUAAGGAGAGCUUUGUUUUCUCUGGUCUGUCUGAUCACUUCCAGCAGAUCUAGAUGUUAACGUAAGCUGCUCACGAAUGACUCUCCCAUAGUAAAUUAUUGUGAAAAUAAGUAGUCCAACACUCCAAACUAGCCAGAAACAUCCAUUGCUUAGUAGAAGAUAGACUGCUUGAUUCACAUAAAGCUUGAUCAAAGUGGUUGACCACCGUAUUGCUUAAGCCAUUGCAGGACAUUUGGCCGUAGACUUGUAAAGUUUUAGUAUUUCCCUUGUAACAAGGGUAUCCAUGCUCCUUUUUAAUUUUGGAAUGCUUUGUUUUUAUGUUGUUCAGAAAGGCAAGAAAAAAAUGUCUGCAAAAUAUAGUUUGUCAUGGUUAGCCAAUCCAGUCUACCCCUGCAGUCUCCUGUUUUGCAGCUUCAUGGGACAAUUCUUACCUUUUUUAUAAACAUGUCUGAAAUACCUUAGCAGCUGUGUGCACAGAAUAAGGGGUUUGAUAUAUUUGCUCAGUAAACCAUGUUGCAGUAUAAUAUGCUCAAAAAUGUAAUGACCUGUUUUGUCAGUGAGGCAUUUUUGUUGUUUUUUGUGUAUUUCUUAUGUUACCAUCAGUAAUAAAUGGAAUCUAAAUAGUAUUGGAGCUGCUUUUCGUUAUAAUCAGUCAGUCAAUGAGAUUUUAAAUGUUGAUCAUGUUGAACAAAUGCACUGACAUUUGACAUAGUCCAAGAAGGGAAUGUAAAUACCCUUAAAUGAUUGUAGCUCUUCUGUACAUUUGAACUCUUUAUGUGAAAGACAUGUCUGGAGCUCUAUAAUAAACUUUAUAAAUCGGAA
This is a messenger RNA of Siniperca chuatsi (mandarin fish), 2953 nucleotides long. RefSeq names its product cAMP responsive element binding protein 3-like 3 like (gene creb3l3l). Bases 159 to 1658 code for a protein of 499 amino acids. Lineage: Eukaryota; Metazoa; Chordata; Actinopteri; Centrarchiformes; Sinipercidae. Gene Ontology annotation, biological process: regulation of transcription by RNA polymerase II. Gene Ontology annotation, molecular function: DNA-binding transcription factor activity, RNA polymerase II-specific; RNA polymerase II cis-regulatory region sequence-specific DNA binding. The record is from RefSeq and is a predicted model, not a curated record. Gene Ontology annotation, cellular component: nucleus. The transcript is spliced from 10 exons.